AGACCCGGAAGCGGAUCGAGCGUGGCAGCGGGCACAUUCGGACUAAUCUUACCUGAGAAAGAAGCCCAGAGGAAGAGGAAAGAAAGAAGAGGAGGGAAUGGCUCUUUCCCAGGAACUGUUUACAUUCAAAGAUGUGGCCAUAGAAUUUUCUGAAGAGGAGUGGGAAUGCCUGGACUCCGCUCAGAGGGCUUUGUACAGGGACGUGAUGUUAGAGAACUACAGGAACUUGGUCUCCCUGGGUGGGGAUAACUUCCCUCCAGAAACCGAUAUUUCUGCUGGACUUGCAAGCAAGGUAUUAUCACCAAAAGAAGACAUUAAUAAAGGGGAAUCAUACCAUCUGGUGAUAUUGGAAAGAAAUGAAAGCCAUGGUAUCAAAGGUUUUGACCUCAAGGAAGUCUGGGAAAAUAUGCAUAAGUUUGACAGCCAGUGGGGAUAUGAUGCAAGAAAUUACAAAGGAGUGCCUUUGACAUAUAACAAAAAUAUCACUUGUAGAAAAGAUAAACAUAAUAAAUGCUCAGUUAAUUUUUCUUUAAAGCAGAGUGUUUCUGUAAGAGAAAAUACAUACCAAUAUUUCAUACAUGACAAGCUAUUUAUAAGGAAUUUGUUAAGAUUGAAUAAUAAUCUAAGCUAUGCUGGAAACAAAUAUAUGAAGUAUUUUGAAAAUACGAUUGGACCAAGUUUACAGGCACAUCUGGCUAAACUGCAGAGAUUUCAAACUGAGGAGAAAACUUAUGAAUGUAAUCAAGUUGAGAAAUCUAUCAACAGUGGUCCCUCAGUUACAUCACUUCAAACAAUUAUUUCCAGUGCCGAAAGCAACAUUUAUAAUAAAUAUAGGAAGAUUUUAAAAUGCCCUUUGUUACCUACACAAUACAGGAGUACACACAUUAGAGAAAAAUCAUACAAAUGUGAUGACUGUGGAAAGGCUUUUAGCAAAAAUUCAAACCUCACUAAUCACCAGAGAAUUCAUUCUGGACAAAAACCUUACAAAUGUAAUGAGUGUGGCAAAGCCUUUAACCAGUGUAGGAACCUCACUAGACAUCAGAGAGUCCACACAGGAGAGAAACCAUAUAAAUGUAACAUAUGUGGCAAGGUCUGUAGUCAAAAUGCAAACCUUGCAAGUCAUCAGAGAAUGCAUACUGGAGAGAAGCCUUAUAAAUGUAAUGACUGUGGUAAAGCUUUUAGUCAACAUUCACACCUUUGGGGUCAUGAGAGAAUUCAUACUGGAGAGAAACCUUACAAAUGUAAUGAAUGUGGCAAAGCCUUCGCUGAGCGUUCAAGCCUUACUCAACAUAAGAGAAUCCAUACUGGAGAGAAACCCUACAUAUGUAAUGAAUGUGGCAAAGCCUUUAAGCAGUGCUCAAGCCUCACUAGACAUCAAAAUAUACAUCGUGGAGAGAAACCACACAAAUGUAAUGUGUGUGGCAAGGCUUUUGUCCAAAGUUCAAGCCUUAUGGAACAUCAGAGAAUUCAUACAGGAGAGAAACCUUACAAAUGUAAUGAGUGUGGCAAAGCCUUUACUAAGCAUUCAAAUCUUACUCAACAUAAGAAAAUCCAUGCUGGAGAAAAAGAAACCUUACAAAUGUAGUCAGUGUGGCAAAGCUUUUACCCAAUUUGCAAACCUUACUAGACAUCAGAAAAUACAAACUGAAAAGAAACACUGUAAACAUAAUCCAUG
Cynocephalus volans (Philippine flying lemur) is the source of this 1675-nucleotide messenger RNA. Its product is annotated as zinc finger protein 677-like. Gene Ontology annotation, biological process: regulation of DNA-templated transcription. The coding region runs from base 98 to 1585 and encodes 495 amino acids. Lineage: Eukaryota; Metazoa; Chordata; Mammalia; Dermoptera; Cynocephalidae. The transcript is spliced from 4 exons. The record is from RefSeq and is a predicted model, not a curated record.